Molecule: messenger RNA, 884 nt
Organism: Peromyscus leucopus (white-footed mouse)
Lineage: Eukaryota; Metazoa; Chordata; Mammalia; Rodentia; Cricetidae
Gene: Sapcd1
Product: suppressor APC domain containing 1
Exons: 4
Coding region: 37-480 (147 amino acids)
Source: RefSeq, a predicted model, not a curated record
AACCAGCCCUGGCCCCACCCUUCCCACUUGAGAGCCAUGGGGAGCCCGGGUCCUGGUGGGCCACCCCUGGUGCAAGCACCCUACACUGUUCUGCUGCUGCCACUGGAGACGAGCCGCCAGGACCCAGGGGCCCAGAGCUUCUUCCUCUGGCUGCAGAUGAUGCAGGCUCUGGAGAGGGAACAGGAUGCUCUGUGGCAAGGCCUGGAGCUGCUGGAGCAUGGCCAAGCCUGGUUUGCAGACCACCUAAGGGAGUCACAGCGACGGCAGCUGCAUCUGGGGGCCCUUGGUGAGGAUUUCCUAAUGAGCUUCGACUCAGAGGCUGACUCCCCACAGCUAACCCAGAUUCAAAAGGUGAACGCUUGUUUGCAAAGUCUGGUUCAGAAGGAGUUGUCAAAGCAGCAUGAAGAAGUCACCCAGUCCAAGGGAGAGGUGGCUCAGCCAGGCUGCCCCCAGGGGCAGAGGGGCCCUACCCGUGUGUGAGUCCUUCCCUCCUCCCAACACUGCUCAGUAGGGGCGGAGUUGAAGUCAGAAUGCCCCCCAGUCCCCACACACCUUAUUUCAUCCGACCCAGCAGCCAGUGGCUCCAGGCUGUGGGCCAAUGAAAUCCAGACAUGGUAUAAAGUGUACUGGGAACUCCUCAAAGUGUCCACCACAUCUUGAUGUUCCUUGCCUCACCUUACCCAGUGCCAUGUCAAAAACCACCUUCCUUCAAUGUCUCUGGGGAGAAGGCACCAUCCCUGAAACCUCCUCCAGCUUAAAGUAAAACUAAGCUAAAGAAGCUGCCCUGGAAUUCAAAGUGAAAACUGCACUUGCUGGUGCCCCUGCCCUGUCCUGCCCUGCCCCUGCCCUGCCCCUGCCCUCCUGGAAUAAACAGCAGCUUUCUU